Molecule: messenger RNA, 4128 nt
Organism: Yamadazyma tenuis ATCC 10573
Lineage: Eukaryota; Fungi; Ascomycota; Pichiomycetes; Serinales; Debaryomycetaceae
Source: RefSeq, a predicted model, not a curated record
AUGGCGAAGAGAAUCAGUUUGUUAGACAAAAAGGAGAUCAUCCGGUUCCACAAGAUCCAGGCGUCACGCGAUCCCCACCACAAACAAACCCAUACCAUCAAGCACUUUGCACACCAAUUCACCAUCCCAAAGUCCACCUUGAAUCGGUGGUUAAUUGAGGAUUCCAAAUUGAAGAAAUCCGUUGUUCGACGUGAGAAACCCCUUCGACAACCGCUUGUUAAUAUCGAGGAAGAGUACGUACAAGAUGAGAAGCCGGCUCCAAGGAUAGAGACUCCCGAACCUGUUGAUCCGAGUGAAGAUUUCGACUUGAAAGGUGCAAAUAUGGUAAGCUCGAUUCUUGUGCAACAUUUUACGGAGAUGACACUCCAAAAGCAGCAAGUCCAACUCGACUUCAAUCUCGUCAAAGCUGUCACCCAUGCCGUCAAACGGAUUUUUCCUGAUAUUAGGCUCCCAAAACCAGCAUAUUUUAUGAACCAGCUCACCAAAGAAAACAUCGUACACCUCGAAGGCAGCUUGACCGAGCAGUUGAGUAUCAAACAAACAUACAGCUCGUUGAGUAAGGAAUCUUUGAGGUUGGAUAAGAUGUUUAAGCUGUAUGAGUCGUCGCAUAUAUACCAAUUCAACGAGUUCACCAUCAACUUGACCGAGUACCUCGAACUUUUUGGUGAAGACGUCAGACUAAAGCUUGAUCUCAGAAACAAAAACUACUGUAUUACGGUGGGAAUUGGAUUCAAUCUACUGGGAACCGAGUUCCUCAAGCCGGUGAUUGUCACCAAUUUUUCUGACAGUAUCAACGAUCCGGAUGUGAUCCACAACCAAACAGGAUUCAUGUCCAACUACAUCUUCAACCGGUACUUUGGAACGUUGAAUCGUAAGUUCAGGGACCGCCGACAGCGGGUUCUCUUCAUCAUCGACCGAACAUCCAACCAUUUUUUGGCUAAUAAGUUCACCCACAUCAAGCUAUUGUACAAUAACUUGAACAAUUUCCCAUUGAACUUUGGAAUCCAGUCCAUGUACGCCAAAGCAGUUACCGUCAGUAUUCUCGACCAUUUCCAACGAGAAAGUAACUUAAAUGCAGUUCCUGACAUCGUCAAAGUAUCUUUGAACCACAUGUCUAAUAAGCUCUCGAGUUCGCGAGCUUACAGCAAAUUUUUCAGCCAUUGCAUCGAUCUAUGCCUCAACCACUCACAUAUCACCAACUACUCCAAGUUGAUCCGCAUUCGAAUGAAUAGCUCGUUCCACUACUCCAAUACCAGUAAAUGCCUAGUGCUUAACUCCCACGAAAACUACAUCAAAAACUGGCUCAAAAAGCUCCAGUUACCGGUUUUUUGCAUCCUUUCCAAAUCCGCCACUCCCAAGUACGACCUCGACACAAUUGUCAAGAGUAACUUUAUUAAGGAGCACCGGCCAAAUCCCGAAGAGCCAUUGGAUAUGAAGAACAUCAUUACCAUGAGAAGGAUGCUCGAGUCUUCGGGUGCAAGUAUUACAAGUAUGCUGCUCUUCGACCAACUUUAUACCUCGUUGAGCCAGGACUUGCUCCAACUAGAAGAUGAGAUCGAAGACUGGAACAGCGACGACAACUUCGAUCUCGACUCGUUUGACUUGAACAGCGUGACAUCGAUUCCGCCCGAGUUCUUGGAACCAGCAUCCACCAGCCAUCAGGAGGUGCAACACUCUUCUACUCCACAGACAUCCAUUCCGUUCAAGCACCCUUCGCGGCGGCCAUCUGCGACCCGAGACCGUAGCAGUUCCAUUUCUCAGACCAGUGCAACAUCCAGGCGGAUGCUGAUAUUGGCGUCCGGUGACCGAGUUAACCGAAUCGCCCAGUUCAGUGACGCAGCCAUUGAAUCUGAUUCGGAAAUGGAUUCGCAAUUUGCUUAUCUCUCUGACAUUUCCAACAACUCUGAUAGCCUCAGGCGCGUGAACCGGCGUCAGUCACAGAUCAAAUACGCCGAGAGCAUGGAUAGUGACCAUGAGUAGUUUAAACUGUAUUUAUUAUGUGUAUACUAUAUUAUGUGUAUUAUACUGAUUGUAUGACAAAACCGCUAAGAAACGGGCCGUCACGAUUGCUUGGCUGCAAACGGGCAGAAUUUUCUUUUUUCCUCGGUGCGCAUCGGAAGGCUUUUGUAUAUAUCCUCCAGGUCGCCCCGGCAACUGCUUAUCGUCACAUAUUUUCCCCCAUCCACUAUGAAGUUAUUUGAAAGCUCGCAUGACUUCCAUUAUCCCUGGGACCAGGUGACGGCCGCAAAUUGGCAGAAGUACCCCAACGAACUCUCGUCGCACGUGGUAUCGGUCGAUAUCUUAAACCGAUACAUCGAUCCCGCCACAAACGUAUUACGAACAGAACGUUUGAUUGGAUGUAAACAGCCCAUUCCCAAGUGGCUCUCGAUGUUGGUGGGAGGACAAGAGUAUUCGUACGUGAGAGAAAUCAGCGAAAUCGACUUGAGCACCAAGACUCUUGUGAUGAAAAGCACAAACUUGACAAUGAACCAUUUAUUACAGGUUAACGAAACCGUCACGUAUCGACCUGACCAUGAGCUCCCCAAUAGCCGGACCCACUUCACACAAAAGGCCGAGAUCACGGCCUUCGCCAGCUUCUCGCGUGUGUGUGAUAAGAUUGAAGAAUGGUCUGUUGAGAGAUUUGGCCAAAAUGCUAACACUGGAAAACAGGCAUUUGAGAGCGUGUUGAAGACCUUGACCGCCAAAUGGGAGGAGUCGGGUGUUUUUGUGGUGGAUAUCGGAACCUCCUUGUUGAACGACUUGAAUCAUGUUACCGAUAAGACAUCGACGGUGUUGGCGGAAGUAUCGAAAUUGGGAAAUGUUUUUAAGGACAAAGAAUAGGAACCGCAUCUUGUAAAUAUCGAAGGGUCAAAGUUCCCCCUGGGACCCGUACAUAUCAGCAUAGACAAAUAUAUUGCAUUCAUCAUCGGUAUACCACCGGUUCGCAUUUUUCACGGUCGCAACAUCUCCAUGAACCACUCAAUUCCCACCGACUUCAGCCCCAAGCAGAGAAGCAUUCUCUACGAGCUCUCAAUGAUUCUUGAGACCGCUAACUCCAUCAACACCAACCUCUCGCGGUCCAUUGACUUGGUCCAUCCUUCCAUCAACCUUGAGUCCUUAGAGGCCGAUGUUCGUGAAAACACCCACAACUUGAAAAAUAUUUUGCAAUUGCUUGGGACCUUGACGUCCACUGACCCCGACGUGGACUUAUUGAUGGACUCCGACCACAACUAGGCGGGAUCGGGAUUUUGGCCCCUUCUUUGGCUGGUUUUCACUCACAUCUUCCUCACUGAAAAACCAUACGCGUUUUUCUCAGUAAUCCAAUGGACAACAAACAAGCACAACUCGUGGAACAGUACCAGGAAGCGAAGCUUCAGGGCGACUAUGUGGACGAUGACGAUCUUCUUGAGCUACUAGAUGAGGAUGACUCGGUGUUGCAACAGUACCGAGCAUCUCGGAUCCAACAGCUCAGUCAGGAGUUCAAGGCUAUCGACGACGCCCACUCCAGUGGAUCCGAUUUUGGAAGCGUACAACACUUCGACAACGAGAAGAAGUUGAUGGAAACCGUUGCUCGUACCGACUAUGCCAUCGUGCACUUCUACCAGCCGGGUUUUGCGAAGUGCAACAUCAUGAAUAAUAAGUUACUGUUGUUGGCAGAAAAACACUUGACGGUCAAAGUGUGUUCGAUCAAAGCCGAAGAGGCUCCGUUUUUGGUAAACAAAUUGAACGUAAAAGUACUCCCAUUUGUGGUAAUAUAUAAGUCUGGUAAGGAGUUAGACCGGCUUGUGGGGUUUGAAAGACUCGGAAACGAUCCAUCCAAUUUCAGCUACUCCAGCCUCGAAGCCAUGCUUUUGCGCUUGGGGGUUCUUCAGCGUAAGACCAUCAACUUUGCGUCCACAAACACUGGUUCCAAUACUCAUAAUGACGAUGACGAAGAAAGUGAUUUAGAUCUCUAACGAGCAUGUAAAUAGCUGCCGAAUACACACCCAAAAGCGAUGCCUGCGAGUAGGAGACUUGAGGUUCCUCGAGCUGCUACCUACCAGAGCCAUGCUGGCACUGCUGCUAUGUAUGCCACCGUACCGGGCAAUUCUAUUGCUGAUAACCCUAUCUCCUAGCAUGGCCCUCCAC